AUGGAAACACAACACACAGAACUCAAAGAAGCGCAAGAAAGCGCGAAGAAGAAGCCGACAGGGUAUGAUUUCUAUCGAGAGGUUCUAGGCUCACCGCGGUACGUGGUAGCGCCAAUGGUAGAUGGAUCCGAGCUAGCCUGGCGAAUCCUCUCACGAUACUAUGGGGCCGAGUUAUGCUACACGCCGAUGAUCCAUGCCGGUCUCUAUUCAGAUGGGCGACAGACGAAAUAUCGGGCCGAACAACUCGACUUGGGUUCUGCCGAGGAAGGCCACCCAUCAUUAGACCGUCCACUGAUCGUCCAGUUUUGCGCUAACCAUCCCGAUACCCUUCUCAAUGCCGCCAACCUCGUCGUCAAUCCUUCGUCUCCACUUCCUGAGGAUAUUGCAGUCGAUGCUGUCGAUCUCAAUCUUGGUUGUCCUCAGGGUAUCGCAAAGAAAGGGAAGUAUGGUGCAUUCUUGAUGGACCAUCCAGAUCUGAUCACCCAACUAAUCUCUCAUCUUAAUCAACAUAUACCCGUACCGGUGACGGCCAAGUACAGGCGAUUUGAGACAGCGGAAAAGACGGAGAGCUAUACGGACCGCUUGAUCGAGGCAGGCGCACAGAUGAUCAGUUUACACGGACGAACACGGGAGCAGAAAGGCCAGUUUACCGGACUGGCAGACUGGGAUAUGAUGCGAGGUGCGGUCGUCCGCAGCCAUGAACGAGGCCGACCGAUCCUGGGGAAUGGGAACGUGCUGGUAGCGAGAGAUGUGACGGAGCUGUUGCGACAGACCGGCGCAGAUGGGGCGAUGGUGGCAGAGGGUAACCUGUACAACCCAGCAAUCUUUGCGCCGCUCAACGGGGCUGUCAUGGCUCGCUUCCGCGCCGGUCUGCCGGAGCGCUUCAAGCUUGCGCUUGGUCGAGUCGAAGAGGAGUACGAUGACCCAUCGGGCAAGCUCGGUAGCCCGGAGUCCCUGCUUGAAUUUCCCACAUCCUCCAAGAUCGCCUCCCAGUACCUCGCCAUCUGCCGCACCCUGACCACCCGGACGGCCUCCUCGGCCAUCAAGGGACACCUCCACAAGAUUUUCCGGCCCGUCUUCGAGACUGGCAGAUACGACGAUCUCCGCAAUUGCCUCGCCGAGGUCUCAUGGGGCUCUGCCGAACCGUCGACGGACAGCUCUGCAUCACACAAGAGGCGGGACCGUGCUGCAUACGAAGGGCUUCUUGAUCGAUUCGAUGAAGUGGUGAGACUGGUCAAGCUUCGACUAGAGGAUGAUCGUCGGGUUGGUCUCUUGGACGAGCACCAGAUCGAUAUGGGUCUCACGAGGACCGAGGGGGAGUCUACUCCGGCCUUUCUCGCCCGGCUGCGUGUUCCUUAUUCGCGCUGCCAGCCGUAUGUGCGGGCGCUGGUAGCUGAACAACAGCACGCCGAGCCCCGGGCGGAGACAGCCCGGACCGAGCUCGCGGACUGUGCCGGCACCGGGUGUGCAAACUCAGCCGCCGGCCGGUGUAGCUGGGGGCUAUGCAAACGCUGCUGCGCGCAGCAGUCGGCCGAGUGUCCGGCCCAUCUGCGUCGGGCUGAGCUCGAGGCUGAGAGGAGGCUGAGCCGGGCAACUGCCAAGCGAGCCAGGACAAAAUGA
Messenger RNA from Puccinia triticina, 1620 nucleotides. RefSeq lists its product as uncharacterized. Gene Ontology annotation, biological process: tRNA processing. Gene Ontology annotation, molecular function: flavin adenine dinucleotide binding; tRNA dihydrouridine synthase activity. The record is from RefSeq and is a predicted model, not a curated record. NCBI's taxonomy places the organism in Eukaryota, Fungi, Basidiomycota, Pucciniomycetes, Pucciniales, Pucciniaceae. The coding region runs from base 1 to 1620 and encodes 539 amino acids. The transcript has 3 exons.